GGACAGUGUACCACCAUGGAGUUGGGGCCUCUAGAAGGUGGGUACCUGGAGCUUCUCAACAGCAAUGCCGACCCUUUGGAGCUCUACCACCUCUAUGACCAGAUGGACCUGGCUGGCGAGGAAGAGAUUGAUCUCUGCUCAGAACCUGACACGGACACCAUCAACUGCGAGCAGUUCAGCAGGCUGUUGUGCGACAUAGAAGGUGAUGAAGAGACCAGGGAAGCUUAUGCCAAUAUCGCGGAACUGGACCAGUAUGUGUUCCAGGACUCCCAGUUCGAGGGCCUGAGCAAAGACAUUUUCAUCGAGCACAUAGGAUUAGAAGACAUGAUCAGCGAGAGUGUGGAGAUGCUGGAGGAAGCAGGACAAAAGAGUCAGAAAAGACCCUUCCCAGAGGAGCUGCCCGCAGACCUGAAGCACAGGAAGCUCGCCGAGCCCCUGACUGCGUCCAUGGUGACUGGCACUUUCCUGGUGGGGCCAGUGAGUGACUCCUCGGCUCUGCCCUGCCCAUCACCCCCUGCUCUGUUCAACAAGGAGCCAACAUCCAUCCCGACCAGGCUGGAGGAAACCGUCCUGACGCCUGCGCCCCCCUCCGGUUCCUUGCUGAGCUGCCUGAGUCUCCCUGCUGGGCCCAUCCACAUCAUCCCCACCCUCCCUGCUCUGCCCCAGGGGCUCUGGCAAAUCUCAGGAGCCGGGACAGAGGUGUCCAGUAUACUCAUCUACCAAGGCGAGAUGCCCCAAGCACCCCCUUCUAGCCUCCCGAAGUCCCCAGACCGGCCUGGCUCUACCAGCCCCUUUGCUCCGGCUGCAGCUGACCUUCCCAACAUGCCAGAGCCAGCCCUGACCUCCCGUGCAAACGUAACAGAGGAUGAGAUGUCCCCUGCCCAAUGCCGGGCAGCUCGCAAGGUCUCCAGCAAGCUUCCAAAAUAUCCUGAGAGGGUGGAGCAGUUUUGCCGUUCACUACGGGACAAGUACCAGGCCAAGCCCGCAGGCCCGGAAGACAUCCUGGUGGAGGUGGACCUGAUGAGGGCCCGGCUGGAGAGGAGCAGCAGCAAGAGCCUGGAGAGGGAACUGGUCAUCCUGGACUGGGCAGAGCAGCAGCCAGCCCGCGGUGGCCUGGCUGGGGUGCUGCUUGCUGCUAGUGACUGCCGGCGGCCGCGUGAGACACAGGUGAUUGCUGUGCUGGGCAAGGCAGGACAGGGGAAGAGCCGCUGGGCCCGGGCAGUGAGCCGGGCCUGGGCCUGUGGCCAGCUGCCACAGUACGACUUUGUCUUCUACCUGCCCUGCCACUGUUUGGACCGAUCAGGGGACACCUACCGCCUGCAGGAUCUGCUCUUCUCCCUGGGCCCGCAGCCACUGCCGGGGGACAGUGAGGUCUUUGGUCACAUCUUGAGGAGGCCUGACCGCCUUCUGCUCAUCCUGGAUGCCUUUGAGGAGCUCGAAGCCCAAGACGGCCUCCUGCCCAGUACAUGUGGACCCGUGUCGGCGGCGGAGCCCAGCUCCCUCCGAGGGCUGCUGGCCGGCCUCCUCCAGCGCAAGCUGCUGCGAGGCUGCACCCUGCUGGUCACGGCCCGGUCCCGGGGCCGCCUGGCUCAGAGCCUGAGCAAGGCGGACGCCCUGUUCCAGAUGGCCGGCUUCUCAGCCCAGCAGGCUGAGACCUAUGUGGAGCGCUACUUUGAACAUUUGGGGGCCGCUCACCACCAGGAAAGAGCCCUGGCGCUCCUCCGGGGCCAGCCCCUUCUUCUCAGUCACAGCCACAGCCCCACUGUGUGCCGGGCCGUGUGCCAGCUCUCUGAGGCCCUCCUGGAGCUGGGAGAGGAGGCCGAGCUGCCUUCCACACUUACGGGACUCUACGUUGGCCUCCUCGGCCCAGCGGUCCAUGACAGCCCCCCCGGGGCCCUGGAGACAGUGGCCAGGCUGGCUUGGGAGCUGGGCCGCAGACACCACAGCGCCUUGCGGGAGGACCAGCUCCCAGAGAAGGUGAGGGCCUGGGCUGUGGCCAAAGGCUUGGUGCAGCCUUGCCCUGGGGCUCCAGAGACCGAGCUGGCCUUCCCCAGCUUCCUCCUGCAGUGCUUCCUGGGGGCCCUGUGGCUGGCUGUGAGCAGUGAGAUCAAGGACAAGGAGCUGCCGCAGUACUUGGCAUUGACCCCGAGGAAGAAGAGGCCCUAUGACAACUGGCUGGAGGGCAUGCCGCGCUUUCUGGCCGGGCUGGUCUUCCAGCCUCAUGCCCGCUGCCUGGGAGCCCUGGCCGGGCCGGUGGUGGCCAGUGUGGUGGACAGGAAGCAGAAGGUGCUCACCAAGUACCUGAAGCGGCUGCAGCCAGGGUUGCUGCAGGCAGGGCGGCUGCUGGAGCUGCUGCACUGUGCCCACGAGGCGAUGGACGCUGGCCUUUGGCGGCAUGUGGUACAGGGGCUCCCCGCCCACCUCUCCUUCCUGGGUACCCGGCUCACACCUCCGGACACCCACAUACUGGGCAGGACCUUGGAGACAGCGGGCCGUGACUUUUCCCUGGACCUCCGCAGCACUGGCAUUGACCCCUCUGGACUCAGGAGUCUCGUGGGACUCAGCUGUGUCACCCGGUUCAGGGCCGCCUUGAGUGACACGGUGGGGCUGUGGGAGUCCCUACAACAGCAUGGGGAGGCCAAGCUACUCCAGGCGGUGGAAGAGAAGUUCACUGUUGAGCCUUUCAAAGCCAAGUCCAUGAAGGAUGUGGAAGACCUGGGCAACCUUGUGCAGAUCCAGAGGACAAGAAGUUCCUCAGAAGACACAGCCAGGGAACUCCCCGCCAUCCGGGACCUAAGGAAGCUCGAGUUUGCGCUGGGCCCUGUCUCGGGCCCCCAGGCUUUCCCCAAACUGGUGAGGAUCCUGGAGGCCUUCUCCUCCCUCCAGCAUCUGGACCUGGACUCGCUGAGCGAGAACAAGAUCGGGGACGAGGGUGUCGCGCAGCUCUCAGCCACCUUCCCUCGGCUGAAGGCUCUGGAGACGCUCAACUUGUCCCAGAACAGCAUCACUGACGUGGGCGCCUGCAAGCUCGCCAAGGCCCUGCCCUCACUGGCUGCAUCCCUCCUCAGGCUGAGCUUGUACAAUAACUGCAUCUGUGACGUGGGAGCCAAGAGCCUGGCUCACGUGCUUCCGGACAUGGUGUCCCUGCGGGUGCUGGAUGUCCAGUACAACAAGUUCACAGCCGCCGGGGCCCAGCAGCUCGCGGCCAGCCUGAGGAAGUGCCCUGAUGUGGAGACACUGGCGAUGUGGACACCCACCAUCCCUUUUGGUGUCCAGGAACACCUGCAGCAGCUGGACUCCCGGAUCAGCCUGCGAUGA
Eptesicus fuscus (big brown bat) is the source of this 3318-nucleotide messenger RNA. It is a transcript of the gene CIITA, whose product is annotated as class II major histocompatibility complex transactivator. NCBI's taxonomy places the organism in Eukaryota, Metazoa, Chordata, Mammalia, Chiroptera, Vespertilionidae. Gene Ontology annotation, biological process: positive regulation of transcription by RNA polymerase II; positive regulation of MHC class I biosynthetic process; positive regulation of MHC class II biosynthetic process. Bases 16 to 3318 code for a protein of 1100 amino acids. Gene Ontology annotation, molecular function: protein binding; ATP binding. The transcript has 18 exons. The record is from RefSeq and is a predicted model, not a curated record.